AUGUCUUUUGAGUUGGGAAUGGAGUUCUCAGAAGCCAGCAAUGUUCUUCUCAUGUCACUGAUGGAAGAAACGCAGGAAGAAGAGUACUAUGGCGAUGACAGACUUGUGAGCAUGAUUCAGUCACUGGAGGCAGAGAUCAGUGACACUGAAAUGGGGCACGUGGACGACCAAGAUUGCUCCACGUCAGACAGUGACCCUGAUCAUUGGGUUGACAUGGAAUUGAUCUCUUCCUUGCCCUUCGAUGAGAUUAAUGCAUGGAUGGGUGGUGGAGAUGAGAUGGUGGAGCAUGCAGCAAUGGAAGAUGAAGCUGCAAAUGACAUCAAUGAUUUUGAAUUGUAUUAUGGAGUGUUCUUGGAGCAGCAACAUGCAGAGAGACUUUCUUUGUCACAAGGGCAAACUGCAGUAUUCUGA
Messenger RNA from Sphenostylis stenocarpa, 411 nucleotides. The record is from the annotation of a GenBank genome assembly. NCBI's taxonomy places the organism in Eukaryota, Viridiplantae, Streptophyta, Magnoliopsida, Fabales, Fabaceae.